Molecule: messenger RNA, 2805 nt
Organism: Lucilia sericata (common green bottle fly)
Lineage: Eukaryota; Metazoa; Arthropoda; Insecta; Diptera; Calliphoridae
Product: DNA-binding protein RFX2-like
Exons: 1
Coding region: 40-2559 (839 amino acids)
Biological process (GO): regulation of transcription by RNA polymerase II
Molecular function (GO): RNA polymerase II cis-regulatory region sequence-specific DNA binding; DNA-binding transcription factor activity, RNA polymerase II-specific
Source: RefSeq, a predicted model, not a curated record
CAUAGUUUAAGAGGAUAGUUAUAGGAAGAGGACUCCAAUAUGACCACCAGAUUGGCAGCGCCUAGAAAUUUUGUUUUAACAUCGACAGCGGCAGCCGGAAUAAUAAAUUCUCCUACUUUGAGUGUUGUGUCCCCAGAAACGGAUACUAUAACAACCGAGUCAACGGUUUUGCCAUGUGUCGUCAAUACUACAACCGAUUCAGCGGCAAUCGUGGUAACUAGGGACCCCUCGUCUUCUUGUCAGAACGCACAACAAGAAGUGUAUCAGUACAUUACUGCCGAAUCUUUGCAAGAUGUUAUGACAACGCACAAAGUAUUCGCCAGCAUUGAGCAGGAUUAUCAUCAUCAUCAACAGCAACAACAGCAAUAUACUGGUGGUCAUUUGCACCAAGAUACGUCUCAUCAACAGCAAAUACAGCAGCAGCACCAGCAACAACAGGAGCAGGAAGAAUUAGCUGUAAUAAAUGUGGUAGUUCCCAUGGAUAAUAAUGAUACUUCCAGUAAUGAAGCCCAAGCCACCAUGGAUACUUUGGCUGGCAUUAAGGAAGGUGUAGUCGAUUUGGUACAUCAUGCUGAACAGGAGGAAGGUUGUCCACAAUAUAUUACUGUUACUGUGUCCACGCAAGAUGCCGGACAAAAUUAUCAGGUGCAAUAUGUAGAUGCUGAGGAAUUAUACCAGGCUACUAAUGGCACCCAAACUCAAAUCACUUAUCCUUUCUGUCCCAUUCAAGAAUAUCAAACAAAUCAAUCAACAUUUUACACCACCUCCACAGGGAACUUUAGUAACAAUGGCUCACAAAUAACCGGGAAUAAUACAGACAAUGCCACUACUUUAUUGCCAUAUUUGGUGCCUGUGGAAGAAGGCAUGUUAAUUAAUACUUCCUCUGAGGAUUUGCAAAGUUCUCCGCAAACGCCCAAUUCCUCUACUCACAACAUGGGUGGAACACAAUGUAUGAAUUCGGCCAAUGAACAUGAAAUGGAUGAUAAUUCUAUGGAAACAGAUGUAAAUCAUAUGGGUGGUACGAGUAAAAUUGCCUCAGCCACUAUUAAAUGGUUGUCACAAAACUACGAGACCGCAGAGGGAGUAAGUCUGCCAAGAUCUACGCUCUACAACCAUUAUAUACAACACUGUAAUGAAUCCAAAAUAGAGCCAGUGAAUGCUGCUAGUUUUGGCAAAUUAAUAAGAUCUGUGUUUGCGGGUUUGCGCACCCGUCGCUUGGGUACUCGUGGUAAUUCCAAAUAUCAUUAUUACGGCAUACGUAUUAAACCGGAUUCUAUGCUAAAACAUCAGCAAAGUCAAGAAGAAAUCUCCACUUCACCCUCUAAAACAACUUCCUCCCAGCAAGCUCCAAAUUCGAUUAAGCAAAACACCAACAACAAUAACCAAGCAUCCACAUCCAGCUGUACUUCUAGUCACAAACCUACUAAUGGCAACAAAUCAUUGAAAAAACUAAUUUUCAAACCGGAAUCUUAUGCUGCCUGUGCUCAAUAUUUAGGUGAUGGUACUGGUGCUUUACCCUCAUUCCCUUUGCUAGAACUGGAUCACACUUGUCCAGCGGAAAUAAGUUCACAGGAUUUAGAACUAUUUCGUCUGAAAUAUCAAGAGCAUUGUGAAAAGUUUUUGGAUGCCAUUGUCAAUUUGGAAUUUAAUACCAUAGAAUAUUUGUGGCGCGAAUUUUGGUCCACCGAUCAUCAUGAUUCUCUGCAUAAUUUAACGCGUCCCAAAUUGCAAUUACUUUGUCUUUCGUCACCGGUGCAGAAGCUUGUACGCAAUAUUGAUUAUCAAUUCUUUCAAAAUAUGGUCGAUGUUCUAAUGCCUGAUGUCUUGAGAUCCACACCCAAUGCCCUAACACAAGCCAUUAGAAGUUUGGCAAAAAAUAUGGAAGCCUGGAUAUGCGAAUCCAUGUUGGGUAUACCCGAUCAAAUGGUGCAAAUAAAAACUACCACUGUUUCGGCAUUCUGUCAAACUCUUAAACGUUAUACCUCGCUCAAUCAUUUGGCACAGGCUGCUAGAGCUGUACUCCAUAAUAGUAAUCAAAUUACUCAAAUGUUAACUGAUUUGAAUCGUGUGGAUUUUCAAAAUGUACAAGAACAAGCCGCCUGGGUGUGUCAGUGUGAUCCGUCUAUGGUUCAAAGAGUGAAGAAUGAUUUUAAGGCUACCCUACAGCAACAAAGUUCGUUGGAGCAGUGGGCCUCUUGGCUGCAAUUGGUGGUGGAUUCUGCUCUCCAGGAAUAUCGUGGUAAACCUUCUUACCCUAAGGCAGCACGACAGUUUCUCUUAAAGUGGAGUUUUUACAGUUCUCUAGUUAUAAGAGAUUUAACUUUAAGAUCUGCACCUAGUUUUGGUAGUUUUCAUUUAAUACGUUUACUCUACGAUGAAUACAUGUUCUAUGUGGUGGAAAAUAAAAUAGCCGAAGCACAAGAAAAGACCGCUAUAGCGGUUAUAUGUGAUCGUUUACAAAAAGAUGAUGUUAAUUUUGAAUUGGACUAUCAAUUGGAAUUAAUAGCGGCCGACGUAACAAAUUCAGAGCCUCCCGUAAAACGCAUGAAACAAGAGUAAAUUUUAAAUUAAGAAAACAAGAAAAAACGAAGCAAUAUAAAAGCAAUUUUUAAUUAAAAUUAUGUUUAAAUUAUAAAUUGCUUACGGUAUUACUCUUAUAUUAAGUAUUUUAUCAUUCAAAUAUUAUAUUAACUUGGUGGCCUUGUGUGCAAUAUAAAGUGCCUUCAAUAUCUUAAUGCUCAAACAUGAUUUAUAUAAAUAUAUUUUAUCUUAUUUAUCUAAUGGCUCAAUUUACAUAUACAUAUG